AUGUCUAAUGAUCCUCAAGUUGAUUUGUUGAAUAUGGAUCACACAACAGGAGAGUUUUUAUAAAUGCCACUAAGAAAUAAUUUUUUUUAAAGAUUUGAAACUGAGUUUUUAGCAGAACCUUGGGAUGCACCAAUUGGACCAGCCAAGAAGAAUAACUAAAAAGUUAGAUCAAUCAAAUUUAAACAUCCAAUAUCUCGUUUAUAACCUAGGUAAUUAACAACAGAACCACCGAUUACUCCUAAAAGACCUAAGAGUUGCCAACAAAAAAAUUAAUUCUUAGAUCUAGGAAUACCAGCUGCUACUCCUACUUAUAAUAAAAUCAUUUAAAGAAUUAUCAUUUCUUCACCACACAAAUCAUCAAGGAAAAACUCAACUAGUUAAUAUCGAUAAAAAUGUUUAUAGAGUAUGUUGGUUGCUUAAAAGUAAAAUAGUUAAUUAUAAAAUUUGACGCAUUCAUCAAGUACUUACUUCAAUUUUAUUUCUUAAAUAAAUCCUGUAUCUUAAAAACAUAAAACAAAUAAAGAACCUUAGUUUAAAGCAUAUAAGUUUAAACUAAAAAAUAUGUUAAACUGA
This is a messenger RNA of Paramecium pentaurelia, 573 nucleotides long. The record is from the annotation of a GenBank genome assembly. NCBI's taxonomy places the organism in Eukaryota, Ciliophora, Oligohymenophorea, Peniculida, Parameciidae.